Ficedula albicollis (Collared flycatcher) is the source of this 1175-nucleotide messenger RNA. It is a transcript of the gene GATD3, whose product is annotated as chromosome 1 open reading frame, human C21orf33. Gene Ontology annotation, cellular component: mitochondrion. The transcript is spliced from 8 exons. NCBI's taxonomy places the organism in Eukaryota, Metazoa, Chordata, Aves, Passeriformes, Muscicapidae. The record is from RefSeq and is a predicted model, not a curated record. The coding region runs from base 111 to 890 and encodes 259 amino acids.
CCCAGGGGGCGCCGCCAAGGGCGCAGCGGCCUGCGGGGCGGCCAUCGCGCUUCCGUGGGCCUCAGCCGCUGCUUUCCCGGCUCCUGCGCCGCCGCUCCCCCGCCUCAGCCAUGCUGCCCUCCCGAGCCCCGGCGCUGUGCACGGCCCUGCGGCGAGCAGCGCCCGGCGGCCUCGCUCCCUUCCACUCCUCCGCUCGGCGCUGCCGCGCCGCCCGCGUCGCUGUGGUCCUGUCUGGCUGUGGUGUCUACGAUGGCACAGAAAUCCACGAGGCAUCAGCUGUACUGGUGCACCUGAGCCGUGGGGGAGCUGAGGUUCAGAUGUAUGCUCCAGAUGUGCCUCAGAUGCAUGUCAUUGACCACAGUAAAGGACAACCAGCUGAAGCUGAGUCAAGGAAUGUUUUAGUGGAAUCUGCAAGAAUUGCUCGUGGUAAAAUCACAAGCCUGGCUAAGCUGACUACAGCAGACCAUGAUGCUGUGAUAUUCCCCGGUGGAUUCGGAGCUGCCAAAAACCUAUCCACCUUUGCCGUUGAUGGGAAGGAUUGCAAGGUGAACAGAGAAGUUGAGCGAGUCCUGAAAGAUUUCCACAAAGCAGGCAAACCUAUUGGCCUGUGCUGCAUUUCUCCAGUGCUGGCAGCAAAGGUGCUCUCUGGUGCUGAGGUAACUGUGGGCCACGAAGAAGAGGAAGGGGGCAAGUGGCCUUAUGCUGGGACUGCAGGAGCCAUCAAAGAGCUGGGAGCAAAGCACUGUGUGAAAGAAGUAACCGAAGCUCAUGUGGAUACAAAAAAUAAGGUGGUGACCACCCCAGCAUUUAUGUGUGAAACAGCAUUACACCAUAUCUUUGAUGGCAUUGGGGCAAUGGUAAAGAAUGUGCUAAAAUUAACUGGCAAAUAAAAUCAGAAAUGUUUAAAUUUAGGACAUAGUAUCAAACAUAUCACGGACCAAUGGAGACAUUUGCACCUGCUUGUCCUGUUCAGACUCUAGUGAAUGCUGAUAUGAAGCUGAUUGAUUCCCAGCUGCAGGAUUUUCCAUGCCUUUUUGAGAGAGAGGCAUUGCAGAGAGCUGACUGGAUGUGUUCUGAAACAAAGUCUUCCCAGCACACCGAUGUCAAACCAGCUCUAAGGGGGAAAAGGAGACUCAAGGCCCUUUCAGAAGCUGAGGGCAGAUGAGAGGAAUGAA